Acanthamoeba castellanii str. Neff is the source of this 486-nucleotide messenger RNA. RefSeq names its product small nuclear RNA activating complex, polypeptide 3, 50kDa, putative. The record is from RefSeq and is a predicted model, not a curated record. Gene Ontology annotation, biological process: snRNA transcription by RNA polymerase II; snRNA transcription by RNA polymerase III. Gene Ontology annotation, cellular component: snRNA-activating protein complex. Gene Ontology annotation, molecular function: RNA polymerase II cis-regulatory region sequence-specific DNA binding; core promoter sequence-specific DNA binding; bent DNA binding. Bases 1 to 486 code for a protein of 161 amino acids. NCBI's taxonomy places the organism in Eukaryota, Discosea, Longamoebia, Acanthamoebidae. The transcript is spliced from 3 exons.
AUGGCGGAGGGCAGAACGGUGAUCGAUUGGGCCAACGCGAAGCGAGAGGAGGAGCUGAGGCAGCCGAUGAGGGACGACGCGCGGACACCCGACGAGGCCUCCGCGUUCCAGCAGCAAUACACCGCGGCCAAAAUGGAGGACACGGUCUGGGAGGACCUGAAGGUGCGCAUAGGCGUGCCCUAUCUCUUUUGCCACCAAGGCAACUGCGAGCACCGCGUCAUCAUCAACGACAUCAGGCUCGCGACGAAGGAAGACGAGAGGAACAAGAACGCGUAUCCGCUUCAGACCUUCCAGAGCAAGAUUCGUCGCAAGAAAUGCACCAUCUGCGACAUCUAUCCCGCAUCGUAUCUGACCUACAACGACGAGCUGAGCCCACAGAACCCGUGUUUCUUCUGCGAGAAGUGCUACGCCCCGUUCCACUACGCCUACGACAGCCGCGGCACGCUCCUGCUCAACCACGACGUCUUCAAGUACCACCACGAGUAA